AGUUGGAGAAAUUACAGUUUAAAUUGCGAUCAUGGCGCUUGAUGUAAAGUCCCGAGCAAAAAGAUAUGAAAAACUAGAUUUUCUGGGGGAGGGUCAGGUAAUGAGAAACAGUGUUCUCUUGCCAAUGUAGUGUUUUGCGUAUGAGCCGCUUUGUUUAGAUUAGCGCUUUAUAGAUUCAAAGAAAACUAAAGUUAUAUUGCUAGCUGCAACGUUAUACUAUCCUAGCUAGCUAGCAGCACAAUGAGCUAGCCAUGGCAUGAGUUGUAAAACGUUGCCGGUUUCUGCAAAGGCAACACCUUCAAAAUCACAGCAAUUUAAAAAGCCUUCUGAUGAUAGCUUGUAUUAACUAACUAGCAGUAAUUAAUUAGCUAAUGUGUUUGUUGACUAGCUAGCUACAUUUAUCUGCUUGUGUCACUUUUGAAGUUGAUGGUAACGUUAGUUUCACUCUGUUUUACUUACCAACGAAUGUUGUUCUUCCUGCCUUCCCACAGUUUGCCACUGUUUACAAAGCCAGGGACAAGACCAACGACACGAUAGUUGCCAUCAAGAAGGUAAAGCCCCUAAGAUCUGGGAUGAAUGGUUCAGGCUCGAAAAAUUGCAUCCUUAAAGAGGGGAAAGGGAGAUCUAAUUUGGUUUUGCUUGACAGGAGGGUCUCAAUGGUGCAUCUAGCAUUUCGUGAGGGUCUUAGGGGCCAAGCCGACUUUCUUUAUCCUCCUGAGGUUGAAGAUGCGCUGUUGCGCUUUCUUCACAACACUGUCUGUGUGAAUGGACCAUUUCAGGUCGUCAGUGAUGUGCACGCCGAGGAAUUUGAAGCUUUUCACCCUCUCCGCUAUGGCCCUGUCAAUCUGGAUGGGGGCGUACUCUCUGCUGUCUCCUGAAGUCCCUGUUCAGCUUCUUCGUUUUGUUGAGGGAGAGGUUAUUUUCCUGGCAUCGCUCCGCCAGGGCUCUCACCUCCUCCCUGUAGGCUGUCUCGUCGUUGUUGGUACUCAGGCCUACCACUGUUGUGUCGUCAGCAAACUUGAUGAUUGAGUUGGCGAUGUGCGUGGCCAUGCAACCAUGGGUGAACAGGGAGUACAGGAGGAGACUGAGCACGCACCCCUGUAGGGCCCCCUUGUUCCGGUUCAGCGUGGCGGUGGUGUUGUUGCCUAUCUUCACCACCUGGGGUUGGCCCCUCAGGAAGUCCAGGACCUAGUUGCACAGGGCGGGGUUCAGAUCCAGGGCACCAUACGGUAAUCACCCUCUGGGCCACCAUAAUCAUAACAUUUUUCAACUGGUCGUUCAGUACCGUUUCCGUUAAAUUCAACAUUGCACACCGUUCUGUCAUACUGAACGCACACCUGAUUCAAAGGGUGUGUGACAGAUUUCAAAACGCUUCCCCGAUAGGGAGCCGAGAGGAUACACUUGUGCUUCCUCGGUAGGAGGAGGUGGUCAAGGAGAGGAGGACACUCCUCCGUUUGCUUAUUAACCAAUUGACACUCCUACAUAUGGCUUCCGGUUUCCUGGUCACGGAGGAGGAUAGGACAGACUUUUUCCCAAUUGAGAAUCUCCCAAAGUACAUUGCCAGCAGCAGCUCUUUUUUCUGCAUAAGGUUUUUGUGUAGGCCUUGUGUAGGGUAUAAUCUGGGGGCUGGGGAGAACAGGAUGCUAAGGACACACUAUGCAAAUGAGCUACGUCCAGGAUUACACCAUGCAAUUUAUGCCAUUCAUCAUGAAACUGUUGAUUCAUAUCCACACUUUAAAACUAUGGUGGUUUGAUUUGAUUAUAAUGUACACUAUUAAAAGUGUGUGCUGUUUCUCCUGGCAGAUCAAAGUUGGACACAGAACAGAGGCUAAAGAUGGUGAGUGUCUGUCUGUCCGCGCACCCUAGUACUGGAGCUUCAGAGUGGUUUAGGUUCAAACUUAUGUAUGGGGUGGUUUCCUUGAUACAGAUAAACCUUAGUCCUGGACUAAAAAGCUAGCUCAGUGGAGAAUCUCCAUUAAAACUGUUUUUUUUGUCCAGAAUAGGCUUAAUCUUUGGGAAACCAACCCAUGAAGUUUGAUUCAGAAUAUUUUUCUCAUGUUUGUUGAUCAUGUAUCUCUCAGGCAUCAACAGGACAGCCCUACGAGAGAUUAAACUACUGCAGGAGUUAAGUCACCCAAACAUUAUUGGGGUAAGAAUCAAACUAAACUCCUACUGUUUAAAUGGAAACUUUCAGUAGUAAUAUUAAUGCUUUCCUGGUAGAGCAUUGAAUCAGUUUCAUCAUCAGUUGCAUUUAUGAUCAUUUAGAGCUCCUUUGGAUAUUAUUCCUAACCAAAGCAUCCUUUAUAAACUAUCUUAAUUAUCUUGCUCACCAUCACCUUUACUGUGAAAUUGUGUAAUGUUCUCAAAGAAAGCACAACAUCAUGUACAGUAUUUCCCUACAUUUACAUCAACGUGUGUCCAUGUCUCUGUUUCUCAGCUGCUUGAUGCAUUCGGGCACAAAUCCAACAUCAGCUUGGUGUUUGACUACAUGGAGACAGAUCUGGAGGUAAGACUGAGCUUCAGGUUUUGGUCAUAUUGGGCCGGUUUCAUGGACACAGAUUAAGCCUAGUCCUGGACUAAAAAGCUUGCUUAAUGGAGAAUCGCCACUGAAAUAGCUUUUUAGACCAUAAGCAUGUUUCCAUCCACACCAUAGUCACACCAUAUAAAAAUAAAUCACGACAGCUGUGAUGGAAACAGGACGUUUCGGUACAAUUUUAUAAAUUGUUCGUUCGACAUGGUGGGAUCUUUUUGUGUCUGUAAAAUGAAAUGUGUGAGAAAUGGCGGUGGAAACGCCUUUUAUGCGCAAAUGUUUAUAUAAUAACCAUCAUAUCAAAGUAAAUUUGGGAGUCUCGCGAUGAUAUGUGUGUGGUCCUCCCACUAAGACUCUGGGAAAAACAUGCAGUUUAUUACAGAUUAAAUAAAUUAUGAUGAACUUCACAGGGUGGUGAAAGUGCACGGUGAUGAGCUUGAUGCUCCUUUCCAAUAAAUAUUUAGGGUCUUAUUCUGGUGACAUGAUGAUCGAUGCUUGACUGCCGUUUGACAAAUAUAAAUAUUCUCGCUCUUAUCCAUAAUAAUCUCAUCAUGUAGACUAGCCUACCUGUAUCUGCAAGCUGUUGGCUAGAGCUUACGUGCCAAGACCAGAGUAGGCACAUUUGCUAUUUAAAGCAACCGUUUUUGUGACAGAACUGUUGGUAGAGUUGAAAAUGCGAUGGAAACACAUUGAACUUUCAAUUUUUAUAUGGUACAUGAAAACGUAAGUGAAAAAAAGUACAUUUUGCAUGCAGUAUGUCAUCACACACUGAUUUUUAUCCGCAGCAAGUCAGUUUGGUGGAAACACACCACUGGUUGGAAAAUGCACAUAUUUUCUUUAUGCGGUUUUUAGAAUAUUUGCAUGAAAUCUGUCGCCAAUUGAAUGGAAACCUAGCUCAUGACUAGGAUUAAUCUGUGUCCAGGAAACUGGCAUUGUAAAUGCUGACAUUCACGGCUGUAUUCUAAAAGUGGCUUUGGACACUAGAGGCCACUACAGGGAUACGCCAUUUAUCUCUCCAGAGAGAGGAGAGGGCAGUACUUGGGCCUCAUGGGUUAAUACAUAGUAUGAAGAUCCUUUUGGAUAUGCGAGAGGGUCCCUUUACAGACUGGUACUCUGUUCAUUCUGUUAGCUCUCUGUGAUGUCCUCCCUGAGGCACAGAUGGGUUCAGUCAAACUGAACAUCAAAGACUGCCCAGAGAGAACCAGAGAGAGGGAGCAGCCUGAGAGCUAUGGUAUUAGUUGGUUUCUAUCUCUGAGGAGUUCUGUAGGGCCAGCUCUGGCCCUGGGGGACAUCUCUCUCUCUCAGCCAUCCCCAUUUCUCUCUCCAUCUCUCCUUGCCUCGAUUUUCUAUUUACUCUGUAUUUAUGGGAGUCUGUGCCUGCCGGAUGGCUUCAGAUGAGUGCCCAGUUUCACUGCCGAUACCUCAAACUCAGGUAGAGAGCAGGAAAACAGACCCCCUUAGAGCCAUAAUGAAGUAUUGAUAGCUGCUCUUAAAUAAUCAAUACCACUCUCCCCUCAGCUCUCAAGAUGAUCUAAUGACCAUUAUCAGAUCAUAGACAGACAGAGAAAGCUCACAGAGGACUGAAAUAUGAGGAGGAUUUGAUAGCCUGACUACAUAUAGAGAUGUUGAGCUGAAAUAAUUUUCUGAUAUCUGUUGUCAGAUCAUCUUGUACUUUCCUGAGAGGCGUUUUGUUGUCUGUGAACCUGCAGCCCUGGAGUUAAGAAAGGGGGUUGUAGACUAUUGAGACUGACACCCCUGGUCUAACUCCCUUUCCUAUGUUCUAGGUGAUCAUUAAAGAUACCAGUCUGGUUCUGACUCCAGCCAACAUCAAAGCCUUCAUAGUGAUGACUCUACAGGGCCUGGAGUACAUGCACCACCACUGGGUCCUGCACAGGGUAGGUUAACACAUACACACUUCCUCAAAGCACGCUCGUACAAUACACACCCUCUCAUAGGUGCCUGUGUGAGGUAAUGUUAGGGGCGGUAGACUGAACUUCAGAAGAAAAAGAAAAAAAAAAAUAUAUAUAUUUGUUCCAAGCAUGUGAUGCUCCUUUAAACUCACCUGGGGCAAGUAACAGGUGUGGGCAAUCUAAAAAUCACACCUGAAAGCAGAUAAAAAGGAGAGAAGUUGACUCAGUCUUUGCAUUGUGUUUCUGUGUGUGCCACACUAAGCAUGGAGAACAGAAAGAGGAAAAGAGAACUGUCUGAGGACUUGAGAACCAAAAUUGUGGAAAAAUAUCAACAAUCUCAAGGUUACAAGUCCAUCUCCAGAGAUCUAGAUGUUCCUUUGUCCACAGUGCGCAACAUGAUCAAGAAGUUUGCAACCCAUGGCACUGUAGCUAAUCUCCCUGGACGUGGACGGAAGAGAAAAAUUGAUGAAAGGUUGCAACGCAGGAUAGUCCGGAUGGUGGAUAAGCAGCCCCAAACAAGUUCCAAAGAAAUUCAAGCUGUCCUGCAGGCUCAGGGUGCAUCAGUGUCAGCGCGAACUAUAUGUCGAAAUUUGAAUGAAAUGAAACGCUAUGGCAGGAGACCCAGGAGGACCCCACUGCUGACACAGAGACAUAAAAAAGCAAGACUACAGUUUGCCAAAAUGUACAUGAGUAAGCCAAAUUCCUUCUGGGAGAACGUCUUAUGGACAGAUGAGACCAAGAUAGAGCUUUUUGGUAAAGCACAUCGUUCUACUGUUUACCGAAAAUGUAAUGAAGCCUUCAAAGAAAAGAACACAGUACCUACAGUCAAAUAUGGUGGAGGUCCAAAGAUGUUUUGGGGUUGUUUUGCUGCCUCUGGCACUGGGUGCCUUGACUGUGUGCAAGGCAUCAUGAAAUCUGAGGAUUACCAAAGGAUUUUGGGUCGCAAUGUAGGGCCCAGUGUCAGAAAGCUGGGUUUGCGUCCGAGAUCAUGGGUCUUCCAGCAGGACAAUGACCCCAAACAUACUUCAAAAAGCACCCAGAAAUGGAUGGCAACAAAGCGCUGGAGAGUUCUGAAGUGGCCAGCAAUGAGUCCAGAUCUUAAUCCCAUUGAACACCUGUGGAGAGAUCUUAAAAUUGCUGUUGGGAAAAGGCAACCCAUCCAAUAUGAGAGACUGGAGCAGUUUGCAAAAGAAGAGUGGUCCAAAAUUCCGGGUGAGAGGUGUAAGAAGCUUAUUGAUGGUUAUAGGAAGCGACUGAUUUCAGUUAUUUUUUCCAAAGGGUGUGCAACUAAAUAUUAAGUUAAGGGUGCCAAUCAUUUUUGUCCGGCCCAUUUUUUGAGUUUUGUGUGAAAUUAUGUCAAAUUUGCUUUUUUUCCUGUUUUUUUUUGUUGUUAUUCCAAUACACACAAAGGAAAUAAACAUGUGCAUAGCAAAACAUGUGUAAUUUCAAUACUUUUCUGUGAGAAAUACUUCAUUUUCUGGAAAAAUUUCAGGGGUGCCAACAAUUUUGGCCAUGACUGUAUAUAUAUAUAUAUAUAUAUUAUAUAUAUAUAUAUAUAUAUACUGAACAAAAAUAUAAACGCAACAUGCAACAAUUUCAAAGAUGUUACUGUUCAUAUAAGGAAAGCAGUCAAUAUAAAUGAAUUCAUUAGGCCCUAAUCUAUGGAUAUGGAUUUCACAUGACUGUGCAGUGGCGCCUACUGGGGAGCCAGGCCCAGCCAAUCGGAAUGAGUUUUUCCCCCACAUAAAGGCUUUAUUACAGAAAUAAAUACUCUUCAGCACCCACCCCCCUCAGACAAUCCAGCAGUUGAAGAAGCCGGAUGUGGAGGUCCUGGGUUGGCGUGGUUACAUGUGGUCUGUGGUUGUGAGGCCUUUUGGACAUAAUGCCAAAUUCUCUAAAAUGACGUUGGAGGCGACUUAUGGUAGAGAAAUGAAAAUGAAAUUAUCUGGCAACAGUUCUGGUGGACAUUCCUGCAGUCAGCAUGCCAAUUGCUCGCUCCCUCAACUUGUGGCAUUGUGUUGUGUGACAAAACUGCACAUUUUAGUGGCUUUUUAUUGCCCCCCAGCACAAGGUGCACCUGUGUAAAGAUCAUGCUGUUUAAUCAGCUUCUUGAUAUGCCACACCUGUCAGGUGGAUUGAUUAUCUUGGUCAAAGGAAAAAUUGUAUUUGCUCCAUAGUAAAAUACUGUGUCUGUGUGUAGGAUCUGAAGCCCAAUAACCUGCUGCUGGAUGAGAAUGGUGUGUUGAAGCUGGCUGAUUUUGGUUUGGCUAAAGCCUUCGGCAGCCCUAACAGAAUCUACACUCACCAGGUAGUCACCAGGUAGGUGUCACUCUCAAACUCAAUUUCAAAGCUUUUAUUGUCCAUUUAGUAAAAAUUACAUUAAAAUAAAUGUAAUGUGUCACUGUGUUUGUGAUGCAAUGUUUGCGCUCUCUCAGGUGGUAUCGUUCUCCAGAGUUGUUGUUCGGAGCCAGGAUGUAUGGGGUGGGCGUCGACAUGUGGGCUGUGGGCUGCAUCCUUGCAGAGCUCCUCUUAAGGGUACACUCACACACCACAUAAGCUCAGUCCAAUUUAAACAUUGAGACGAGACAAAACUGGACAAUUUGUCUGGAUAAAGGUACAAAAACCCUGUGAAACUAGGCAGCUCAGAUUAAUUGAACUUUGUUCUGAAAUUGUCUUGUCUCAUGGUGACUUUUUGAUCAAGACUGAGCAUUAAUGUUCGACAUAACUGUAUUGUCAGACACACACCUUUCUGUACACCCACUAUUUGCAUCCCAAAUGGAACCCUAUUCCCUAUAUAGUGUACUACUUUUGUCCAGGGCCCAUAGGAAUAUGUUGUCAUUUGGGACUUAGCCCAUGCUCGAUACAUGUUUGUGGUGUAACACCCUGUCUCUCUCCAGUUACCCUUCCUAGCAGGAGACUCGGAUCUGGACCAGCUGAGUAAGAUCUUUGAAGCUCUGGGUACUCCUACAGACAGCACCUGGCCUGUGAGUCUGUAUUUUCUGUGUCUGCAUGUGUGGUUAUGUAAGACCAAGCAUCUGCUUUAAAAUACCUGGUCCCUCAAUACUAAAUUGUGUAUCUAAAUAAUGCCUUCAUGUCUCUAUCUAACUCUGUGCUUCUCUGUCUCUCUCCGUCUCUCUCUCUCUCUCUGUCUCUAGGGGAUGAGUAGUCUACCUGACUAUGUGUCGUUUAAGUUGUUUCCUGGUACUCCUCUGGAACACAUCUUCAGUGCUGCAGGAGACGACCUCUUAGAGCUACUACAGGGUCUAUUCACCUUCAACCCCUCCACACGCCUUACAGCUACACAGGUAUGCUGGUGUGCUGUGGCACUCGGUGUCUUUCACAAGUUCCUUAGUUUUUAGCAUAGUUGUAUUACCCUGCGUAUUAUAUGCAUCCCUAAUGGCAUCCUAUUCCCUAUAUAGUGCACUACUAUUGUUUUGACCAGAGCCCUAUGGGGAAUAGGGUGUCAAUUGUGACACUGCCUUAGUUGGGCUUCACUCUGUGAAUAUUCAGUGCUGUUUCUCCUAGCUCUAAAGCCCCCCCCCCCUUCUACCCCCUGUCUCCAGGCUCUAAAGAUGAGAUACUUCAGUAACAGACCAGGUCCGACCCCCGGGGCCCAGCUGCCCCGGCCCAACUCCUCAGCAGAGGCUCUCAAAGAGAAGGAGAACCUCACCAUCGGAAUCAAGAGGAAACGAGAUGGACUGGAGACAAGUAAAUAACCCCCCUCACCAGUGGAGUCAAUAGCACAGACAUCAUUAUUCCAUCAUACAUGGUUGUGUUUGACAUUGGGAAAUAUUAUUCUGCUUGCUUAUUUAAACUGAUGGUUUGGCUUGUACAAUGGAUUCAAGGACUGGUUUCUAGAUUUGGUGGGGCCAGCAAGGGACCCUCCCGUUCCUAGAAUGCAUACAUAUUUUUGGACUGUGACCAUGUUAUCAGAAAUACCCUCAUCAAUUAAAAACACGUAAUCUCACACACUGUCAGAGGAACAUGCUUUUACUCGCAUAGAGCUGGAAUCCCAUUAGAUUCAGAGGCCAGUAAUUAAAAGGGUGUCGGCGGUAAAAUGACUGCUAUAGCAACCCAGGACUAGAACACACACACACACACACACACACAGUUGAAAGGGUGGUGGCAGGACAUUUUACUGCAACAGAAGCCGUGUUACUGGGAGGAAACCGUGUGUUACUGGGAGGUUCAAAGCGGUGGUUUAAGAACUAUUUAGGUCGACUGGGCUGUAUAUUAUAAUACGCUGAGCUAUAUUUAAAAAGAGGCUCUGGGUGCUGAAAUCUGAAUUUAGUUGUUAGCAGAUGGUGCGUGUAUACGUUCAUUAAAGCAAUGGUUGUUUUUCCUUUUCAGGCACCAUAAAGAAGAAACUGAUACUGUGAGAGGGGGGAUUUGCUUCGGUGGAGCAACAUGACCACUCCUGCUGUUGAACUCCCAGAGUGGUUCAUUGGACUAGGUAGAAGUUUCCCCUAACCAGUGGUCCAGGGUCAUUAUUUUUUUUACAUUUGGUGUUAGGUCAUGUGAUCCUAGAUCUGUGGUUAGGGA
Molecule: messenger RNA, 8982 nt
Organism: Coregonus sp. 'balchen'
Lineage: Eukaryota; Metazoa; Chordata; Actinopteri; Salmoniformes; Salmonidae
Source: the annotation of a GenBank genome assembly